CACAAUAAUUGGAAUGCAUGUGUACUUUAAAAUAUAAAAGCAACUUAAAGAAAGUUAACACUUGAUUUGAAAAUGCAUAGCCAAGGAGCUAUCAUAAUAAGCUCAUUUAAUUAAGUAUUAAUUGCAAAUACAUUUGAUUUAGAAGAGAAAGGUAUAUAUUGUAUAAAUUUUAGGGGUGAUUUAAAUUGAAAGAGUGAGUUAAUUCAAAAUAAAAAUUGGAAGAAAUUAAUAUGAGGAGAAAAAUGACUCUUGAAAAUUUUAAAUAACAAUCUAAAGGAAUUUUUAAUUCAAAAAAAUUAGGAUGACAUCUAAAAGGCGAAAUUAUUUUUUCUAUUUUUAAUAUUUAAACUGAGAAUAUUUUUUCAUUAGCACCAUUAAAAAUAAUUAAGAAUUUAAAUAAUUAUUUGAGUAUAAGUAAAACUGUAAAAUAUUAAAGACAGAUGCAAGAUGAUAUUUAUGCAAUAAUCAGAAUCUAAAACUCGAAAUAUGAACAAAUUUUGUUUAAGAGGUC
Messenger RNA from Paramecium octaurelia, 511 nucleotides. The record is from the annotation of a GenBank genome assembly. NCBI's taxonomy places the organism in Eukaryota, Ciliophora, Oligohymenophorea, Peniculida, Parameciidae.